This is a messenger RNA of Salvia splendens (bonfire salvia), 600 nucleotides long. RefSeq names its product late embryogenesis abundant protein 47. The coding region runs from base 1 to 600 and encodes 199 amino acids. Lineage: Eukaryota; Viridiplantae; Streptophyta; Magnoliopsida; Lamiales; Lamiaceae. The record is from RefSeq and is a predicted model, not a curated record. The transcript has 3 exons.
AUGAACCAAGAACAACCCAUGAAGCAUGUUCAAGACACAGUUAGGGAAUUAAACGCGCAAGAAGCGGCCAGCCAUGACCAAUCCACCACCCCUAAUGCUCAUACCAAUGCCGUCGCUCAUCACAAAGAACCUGUCGGCGUUCAGGGGAUCCAAUCAAGCUCACUAGUGUCACGGACGGAUCAGCGAGGGGAAAUCACCAUCGGAGAAGCACUCGAAGCUACGGCUCUCACGGCGGGCCACCGCCCCGUCGAUUACAGCGAUGCCGCCGCCAUACAGGCCGCGGAGGUCAGGGCAACCGGCCGUACCAACAUCGUGCCAGGUGGCGUCGCUGCAGCGGCUCAAUCCGCUGCCACUCGCAACGCUAGAUUGCCUAAUGAUGAGGACAAGACCAAACUCGGAGAAAUUCUUUCGGAUGCAAGUUCAAAGCUACCUUCGGACAAGCCGGUGACGCGUAGAGACGCGGAGGGAGUGAUCGGCGCUGAGCUGAGGAACGAUCCAAACCUCUGCACCCGGCCGGGCGGUGUAGCGGCCUCCGUUGCAGCCGCGGCGAGGCUUAACCAGACAAAUGCUUCUAAUAAUAAUCAAAAUAAAACCAACUGA